This is a messenger RNA of Callorhinchus milii (elephant shark), 1052 nucleotides long. It is a transcript of the gene exosc2, whose product is annotated as exosome component 2. Gene Ontology annotation, molecular function: RNA binding. Lineage: Eukaryota; Metazoa; Chordata; Chondrichthyes; Chimaeriformes; Callorhinchidae. The record is from RefSeq and is a predicted model, not a curated record. Gene Ontology annotation, biological process: nuclear polyadenylation-dependent rRNA catabolic process; poly(A)-dependent snoRNA 3'-end processing; TRAMP-dependent tRNA surveillance pathway. The coding region runs from base 91 to 972 and encodes 293 amino acids. Gene Ontology annotation, cellular component: nuclear exosome (RNase complex); cytoplasmic exosome (RNase complex). The transcript is spliced from 9 exons.
GUGUGUGUGCGCGCGCGUGUUGUUGCCAGCAUCAAACAUGGCGGACAUCCAGUUUAAAGCGGGCGGGAAGCGGCUGUGUCGGCAUCAAACAUGGCGGUGGACAUUCGGUUACCCACGGCUCGGAAACGCGGCUCUUCGGGGCUGGCAGCGGAGGGCAGUAAACACCUGGUGGCGCCGGGAGACAUCAUCACCACCGACACCGGCUUCAUGAGAGGCCAUGGUACGUACAUGGAAGAUGAGAAGCUCAUAGCAUCAGUGGCUGGAGCUGUGGAAAGGGUAAACAAGCUUAUAUGUGUCCAACCACUUCAAACUAGGUACAAUGGAGAAGUUGGAGAUGUGGUUGUAGGCAGAAUCACAGAGGUGCAGCAGAAGCGUUGGAAAGUGGAGACCAACUCCAGACUGGAUUCUGUACUGCUUCUCUCCUCUGUCAACUUGCCGGGAGGGGAACUGAGAAGAAGGUCUGCUGAAGAUGAGCUGAUGAUGAGAGACUAUCUGCAAGAAGGAGACCUGAUCAGUGCAGAGGUACAGGCAGUGUUUGCUGACGGAGCUCUCUCCCUGCACACCAGGAGCCUCAAGUAUGGGAAGCUUGGGCAGGGAAGCCUGGUCCAAGUCUCUCCUUCCCUCGUAAAACGACGCAAGACUCACUUUCACAAUCUGCCCUGCGGGGCCUCCAUCAUCCUUGGGAACAAUGGUUACAUCUGGAUUUAUCCGUUCGCAGAGCAGAAAGAGGAUGAAGCGGGAGGGUUUGUGACUAACCUUGAGCCUGUGCCGUCUUCCGAUCGCGAAGUCAUCUCACGACUCCGGAAUUGUGUUAUCGCCCUGAAUGUUCACAAGAUGCUACUGUACGAUACUAGUGUCCUGUAUUGUUACGAAACUUCACUCCAGCAUCAGAUUAAAGAGAUCCUGAAACCAGAAGUAAUGGAGGAAAUAGUGAUGGAAACACGACAACGACUUAUUGAUCAAGAAGGAUAAUUGCAGUGACAGUCUUAAGGCUUUGGCAUUUUCUGAUGUUAAAUAGAAUCUGAAUUAAAUGGUCAUUUUCACAAGCAAAA